CCCUCUGGUCCCGAGACCCAGGAAGCGCGGUUCUCCUCUCCUCUCCUCUCCUCUCCCCUCCCGCCGCCUUUUUCCGUCCUUUGCUCUUGCUCUCCACAACCAUCAGCACUCCCCCGAUCGAGUCCGGGCGAUUCUAUCCCUUUCUUGAAGAACUAAUGGCGCUGUGGCAUCGAAUCAGAUCGACCAGGCUCGGAUCCCUGUCCCACCAAUGCCAGAGAUGGUACUCCCCAUUCCCUGGAGCCGCCGGGGACGCCGGUGCUCCUGCGGUGGGCCUCCCUGAUGGGCGUUGGAGGUCGAGGGCCUUGGAGUGCCCUCUUGGGGCACCGCCCGUCCGCCCCACCCCGGGCUUCGAGUACACCACAGUGAGAUCCUUUGCAGCUCCCGUCCAGGCGAAAUCGAAACCAAAACCAGCUGCGGAUGCCUCUAAUGGGCCUCGAACGAAUGGGGCGAUCACUGCUGCGUAUGUUCGACUUGUUACGGAUGAAGGGCAUGGUAUUGUCUCGAUAAGGGAAGCACUUGAUCGUGCAAUGAAGCUCAAUCUUGACUUGGUUGAGGUUCAAAGAACUGCAAAUCCACCUGUUUGCAAGAUGAUGGACUUCCAUAAGGAGAAGUACAAACAAGAUGUAAAGGAAAAAGAACGUGCAAAGACCAAGUCUGCUCUGACAUUACGCGGUGGGGAGAACAAAGAGGUUCGCUUUAAAGCAAAAACUGAAUUAAAAGACCUAAAAACUAAAGCAGAUCAAAUUACGAGAUUGAUGGAGCGUGGUUACAGGGUGAAGUGUAUGGCCAUGCCCAUGGGUAAAGAAGAUGAAGACCUUGGAGGCCCGCUAUCACGUCUUUUAGCUCUGAUAGAAGAUGUUUCUGUUGUGGAAAGUGGUCCACAUGUGGAUUCAAGGCAAGCAUAUGUGAUAGUCAGGCACGUCAAGUUCACAACAAAGAAAUCUGGAAAGAAAGCAAGCAAGGUUGUGGAUGCUGUGAGUAAGGGGAUCCAAAGUCCUGUUCCUAACACACCUUCAACAGUGAGUAGCAUAAUCCAAGAUGAGAUGCCACAGGCUGAAGAUGAAUGGGAACCUACCGAGUGCAGUUCAGAACCUGAGGGUGAUCCCUCCUAUGACCAAGUAGAAGCAAAUGCUCAGCAUCUCAUAGGUGAACCUACCCCAUUGUUAAAUGGAGCAUCUGAUCAAGACUUCGGUAAGGAAAGAGGUUGGUCUCAAUUCAAUGCAACCGAUGAUUUUAAGGAAGCAUUUGGUUUUGAUUCUCGAAUGAACAGUGUUGAGUCUGGUUUUAGUGGAAGUACUAGUCCAGUCUUACAUCCCCCUCCAGAAGAUAAUAGUAGUAACCUAUCAAAUCAGAAAUUUUCUGCUGCUUCAGUCGGUGGUGGCUUUCCGGCUUCUAAGCCUGGACUUGACUUACUGAAAGCAAAAAUGGCAAUGAAGGAAGAGCCUUCUGUUGUGGAGACUAAUCGUUAUGCCAAACGAAGUGAUCCGAAGGGGAGGUUCCAUCAGACAAAAUUGGCACAGGGACGUGCAGCACCUGAUAUGAAUCAAAGGAGGAUGCCACCAGAGCCCGCUAGAAUUGAAAGUCAAAGGUGUGAUCAGGCUGAUCAAAAGCAAAGACAGUUCCAUCCAAGUAAUUCUACUUCACCAUCCCCAAGCUAUGGAAUUUUAAGCAUUCAAAGUUCUGCCAGUCAAGGCAAAUCAUCUGGCAAUAAGCCUGUUGAUCCCAGUUCAUCACCCCAAAGCUAUAGGAUUUUCAAUGCUAAAAAAACUGCGGUUUCUGGAGAUCAACGGAACUUGGGAGAUUCAAAAUGUGGCGAGUCCGGUAAUCCUGGUCAACGAACACCAAGUUAUGGAAUUUUUAGUACUCCCAAAACUUUUCCCCAAGGUGGUCAAGCAAACUCGGGAGCUGAGACUAUGAGUAAGCCUGAAAAUGCCACGUUACAGAGACCUAGUUAUGGAAUUUUCAGUGCGAGAAAACCUGCAGCUGGCUCCAGCGAGCAGAGGAACUUGAGAGAUGCGAAUCCUGGUAAGGCCAAUAAUCCUAGCUCACCAUCUCCAAGAUACGGUAUUUUCAGUGCUACAAACACUGCUUCCAGAAGCAAUUGAAGGAGCUAUGAAGAUGCAACUGAGUAUUUGGAGGGGAACCCAAUUAAUCUCCAUCAAGAAUCCCCUGAAUAUUUCAAAAAUUGGAAGUUGAGAGCCUGCGAAGGGAUUAUUGGUAUGGCUGGGGGAAUGGUGGGAUAUUUGGUAAAGAGAACCCACUGUCACCCACCAUAGCGCUUUUUGAUAGUGAAUUCAGCAACCCCAAGUUAACAUAUAGUAUGUACCAUCGCUUUAUAUUCAUAUAUUUAUUUUCUUACAAUUUAUUGUUUUCGCCGUGCUUCAAAUGAAAACCCUUUACAAAUUUAGUUAUAUUUUGGUCGAUAUCCUCAGAUGUGCCAUUAUUGGUGCUAUCGAGUAGAUGUGCUAUUUUUAUAACAAUAAAUCCUCAUGGUCUUAUAUAAAA
This is a messenger RNA of Elaeis guineensis (African oil palm), 2505 nucleotides long. RefSeq lists its product as uncharacterized. Gene Ontology annotation, molecular function: translation initiation factor activity; ribosome binding. The record is from RefSeq and is a predicted model, not a curated record. Gene Ontology annotation, biological process: ribosome disassembly; translational initiation. NCBI's taxonomy places the organism in Eukaryota, Viridiplantae, Streptophyta, Magnoliopsida, Arecales, Arecaceae.